This is a messenger RNA of Arabidopsis lyrata subsp. lyrata, 1680 nucleotides long. RefSeq names its product shematrin-like protein 2. The transcript has a single exon. The record is from RefSeq and is a predicted model, not a curated record. Lineage: Eukaryota; Viridiplantae; Streptophyta; Magnoliopsida; Brassicales; Brassicaceae. The coding region runs from base 401 to 1579 and encodes 392 amino acids.
UCUGUUUUUUUUUCAUGAUUAUUACAUAUUCAUUUUCCUUACAAUUUCAACUUUUGUAAUUGUAGGCAUAAAUUUGCUGACACAUUGUAAGCUAAUGAAGCACAUUACUUGAUGGUGUAUGUUUUCUUCGUGCUCUUCACAUCAGAUGCUUAUAUUUAUUUCAUGUGCUUAUCUUGAUGAGUCAUUGUCCUACCGGAUUCUGAUUUACGGCGGUUCUUGAUUUGGGUUACGGUCUAGUAUAGAACAUGCAAAGGUUACUCAAAUGCAAAGGCCUAGUAUGAUAAGGAAAACUGAUAUAAAGGUACAAUAUAACAUUGGUAAUUUAUUACAUCGUUGGAACCAAAGAAAAAAACAAAACAAAACCAAAAGGCUAUCGUUGUAUAUUUAAAACUUAAAGAGAAUGAGGAGAAUGUUUGUGGUGCAAGAAAGUGGUAAUUAUGGGCAGCUAAAGCCUUGUGGAAUCCUACGACCACAAACUUUAAAGAAGUUGCCGAAAUUGGGAGAGAGAGAGAAACGCCGUGCUCCUACCGACUUACAAAAACAAGUAACUGCAUCAACAUCAGAGACAUUACGGACGAUGGAACAACAUGGCUCUGCUCUUCCAGUAGUUAUAACACUGCCACUAAUUGCUAAAAUUUCGGCACAUAUCUUUAGUUCGGUAUCAUUCUUGGAGCAUGUGCCAACCAGAGGAGGUGAUAGUGGUGGUGUAGUAGCUGGUGGAGGAGGUGGUGUUGUUUGUGGCGGAGGCGGUGGUAAAGUUUGUGGAGGAAGUGGUGGGGGUGAGAUUGUUGGUGAUGGUCCGGGACAGCUAAAGCCUUGUGGAAUCCUACGACCACAAACUUUAAAGAAGUUGCCGAAAUUGGGAGAGAGAGAGAAACGCUGUGCUCCUACCGACUUACAAAAACAAGUAACUGCAUCAACAUCAGAGAUAUUACGGACGAUGGAACAACAUGGCUCUGCUCUUCCAGUAGUUAUAACACUGCCACUAAUUGCUAGAAUCUCGGCACAUAUCUUUAGUUCGGUAUCAUUCUUGGAGCAUGUGCCAACCAGAGGAGGUGAUAGUGGUGGUGUAGUAGCUGGUGGAGGAGGUGGUGUCGUUUGUGGCGGAGGCGGUGGUAAAGUUUGUGGAGGAAGUGGCGGUGGUGAGAUUGUUGGUGAUGGUCCGGGACAGCUAAAGCCUUGUGGAAUCCUACGACCACAAACUUUGAAAAAGAUGCCGAAAUUCGGAGAAAGAGAAAGAGGUCGUGCUCCUACCGACUUACAAAGACAAGUAACUGCAUCAACAUCAGAGACAUUACGGACGAUGGAACAACAUGGCUCUGCUCUUCCAGUGGUUAGAAGACCGUCACUAAUUGCUAGAAUUUCGGCACAUAUCUUUAGUUCGCUAUCAUUCUUGGAGCAUAUGCCACCUGGCGGAGGUGGAGUGAUUACUGGUGGAGGAGGUGGUGUGGUUUGUGGAGGAGACAACGGUGGUGGUAAGGCUUUUGGAGGAAGUGGCGGUGGUGUGGUCGCUAGUGGAGGUGGUGGUGUGGUCUGUGGGGGAGGCUGUGGUUGGUCAUUGGGUGGCGGUGCUGGUUGAAAUGUUGGUGGAGUUGGCGGUCGGGGAUCGGGUUGCGGCAGUGGCGGCUGGGUAUUGGAUGGUGGCGGAGGUGGCGUGGGAUUACAAAUACAUAUACAAGG